GCCUCAUGUUGGGAUGUGGAGCAUCCUGCAUCGUAUAGGAACUUAUAAGUAUACUUUCUUAGUUACAGCAAACUUCAGUUGUUUCCUGCUGAUUGGUCUUUCAAAUUAAUUGCUUCUGCCACUAUUUAAAGGAUUUUUUGGUUAAGCCAGAACAAAAGUGGAGUAUCUGCUUUAAAGACUCUAUUUUUAGCUGACCAGUUUUCUUCAUUUGGCUGUUUCUUAGUGAUUGAGAAUCAGCACAUAAAUGGGGUUCUAAAAAAAAUGGAAUCUUGGAUUGCUACAAGAUAGUCCCAAGUGGGUAUCUCCUUUUUUCUUUUGUCUUUUAUGUUGUUGUCUUGAAUUUGGUGGAUUCUUGUUGAUAAAAGAUUAUGUGAAGUUCUUUUUCAUCUUAUUUUGGUAUAAACUGGGAGACUUUUUGGUUGUUUCUUGAUUCUUUUAGGCUUUUCUGUGUGUAGUGUUUGAUUGGGGGUGUACUAACAUAAGGGAAUUCCAUCCCCCAAUAUUGAUAUCUUCUUGUUGAAUAUAAGAAUCUAACAAAGUAGUUGGAAAACUUGAAACAAAGAGUAUUUAGAGAUGUCUUCUAGUUCUACAACAAACAAGACUAAUUGCUCAAGGAGCAGUUCAGCUCGAUCUAGGCAUGGUGCUAGAGUUAUUGCUCAAACCCCAGUUGAUGCAAAGCUCCAUGUUGAGUUUGAAGACUCUGAACAACAGUUUGAUUAUUCUAAUUCAGUUAACUUGUCUAAUUCCACUAGCAAUGUUCCAUCUUCAACUGUAUCUGCUUAUCUCCAGAAAAUGCAAAGGGGAAGUCUAAUACAGCCAUUCGGCUGUAUGAUUGCUAUAGAUGAGAAUUUCGCUGUCAUAGCGUAUAGCGAAAAUGCACCAGAAAUGUUGGACUUGACACCUCAUGCUGUUCCAAAUAUGGAACAACGAGAGGCUUUGACCUUUGGGACUGAUGUCAGGAAGUUGUUUCGUUCUUCAGGUGCUUCCGCGCUUGAAAAAGCAGCUAGUUUUGGAGAACUUAGUUUGCUUAAUCCUAUUUUGGUUCAUUGUAAAAACUCAGGCAAGCCUUUUUAUGCGAUUUUGCACCGUAUUGAUGUUGGACUAGUAAUAGAUUUGGAGCCUGUGAAUCCGGAUGAUGUACCUGUAACUGCGGCUGGAGCUUUGAAAUCUUAUAAGUUAGCAGCUAAAGCUAUUGCAAGAUUACAAUCUAUUCCAAGUGGGGAUAUAUCAUUGUUAUGUGAUGUAUUAGUUAGAGAAGUGGAGAACUUGACAGGCUAUGAUCGUGUUAUGGUUUAUAAAUUCCACGAGGAUGAACAUGGGGAAGUAGUUGCUGAAUGCUGUAAGCCUGACCUAGAACCUUAUCUUGGUUUGCAUUAUCCUGCUACAGAUAUACCACAAGCUUCAAGAUUUCUCUUCAUGAAGAAUAAGGUUAGGAUGAUAUGUGAUUGCUUAGCUCCACCAAUUAGGGUGAUUCAAGACCCAAGAUUGGCUCAGUCGUUGAGCCUUGGCGGGUCCGUGUUAAGAGCUCCCCAUGGCUGUCAUGCACAAUACAUGACUAAUAUGGGUUCUAUUGCAUCUAUGGUUAUGUCUGUGAUGAUUAGUGAGGAAGAUGACGAGUUGGAUAGCGACCAGCAAAUGGGAAGAAGAAAAUUGUGGGGUUUGGUAGUUUGCCAUCACAUUUCCCCUAGAUUUCUUCCUUUUCCUUUGAGGUACGCGUGUGAGUUCUUGGUUCAAGUUUUCAGUGUUCAGAUUAAUAAGGAAGUGGAAGUGGCAGCUCAAGUUAGGGAAAAGCAGAUACUCCGAACUCAAACUGUUCUAUGUGAUAUGCUUCUAAGAGAUGCUCCUAUGGGGAUUGUUACUCAGUCUCCUAAUGUUAUGGACCUUGUAAGGUGUGAUGGGGCUGCACUUUACUAUAGGAAUAAACUUUGGUUGCUUGGUGUUACCCCUACGGAGUCCCAAAUCAGAGAUAUAGCUGAAUGGCUUAAUGAAUCUCAUGGUGGUAGUACAGGUUUAAACACAGAUAGUCUCAUGGAAGCUGGCUAUCCAGGCGCUUCAGUGCUCGGUGAUGCGGUAUGUGGAAUGGCUGCUGUAAAAAUAACUUCAAAAGAUUUCCUCUUCUGGUUCCGCUCCCACACAGCUAAAGAGAUCAAGUGGGGUGGUGCGAAACAUCUUCCUGGAGAGAAGGAUGACGGAAGUAAAAUGCACCCAAGGUCAUCAUUUAAAGCUUUUCUAGAGGUUGUUAAGCGGCGGAGCCUGCCCUGGGAAGAUGUGGAAAUGGAUUCCAUUCAUUCCUUGCAGCUGAUAUUGCGAGGAUCUUUGCAAGAGGAGGUUGCUGAAUGUUCUAAAAUGAUUGUGAAUGUCCCUGCUGUAGAUACCAGUAUAGAUAAAGUGGAUGAACUUCGUAUUGUCACAAACGAAAUGGUUCGUCUCAUUGAGACAGCAUCAAUACCCAUUUUGGCUGUUGAUGCUUCAGGCUGUAUCAAUGGAUGGAACUCUAAAAUAUCUGAGUUAACUGGAUUGUCGAUAGAGAAAGCUAUAGGUGUACCCUUAGUUGAUUUGGUUAUUGAUGGUACAACAAAAGCAAUUGAAGGUGUGCUCUCCCUGGCAUUGCAAGGCAAGGAGGAGAAAAAUGUAGAAAUCAAGCUUAGAACAUUUGGUCCUCAAGAAAAUGUCGGACCAAUUACGUUAGUGGCUAAUGCCUGUUGUAGUCGAGACGUAAAACAAGAUAUUGUUGGAGUUUGCUUUAUUGGGCAAGAUGUUACUGGGCUAAAGCUGAUUAAGGACAAAUAUAGUCGCAUUCAAGGUGAUUAUGUUGGAAUCGUUCGCAACCCAUCUCCUUUAAUUCCUCCAAUUUUUGUGAUGGAUGAAAAUGGAAGAUGCUUGGAAUGGAAUGAUGCUAUGCACAAGUUGACUGGGACGAAGAGGGAGGAGGUCAUUGAUCAAAUGCUUCUUGGUGAGGUUUUCACAGUCAAUAACUUUGGUUGUAGGGUGAAAGAUCAAGACACAUUAACCAAGCUCAGGAUAUUAUUGAAUAGAGUAAUUGCUGGUGGGGAAGGUGAGAAGUUGUUUUUCGGGUUAUUUGAUAAACAGGGUAAGUAUAUUGAAGCCUUAAUCUCUGCAAAUAAAAGGGCUGAUGCCGAUGGUCGGGUAACUGGGGUCUUGUGCUUCCUUCUUGUUCCUAGUCCAGAACUUCAAUAUGCAAUGCAUGUGCAAAAGAUGUCAGAACAAGCUGCUGAAAAUAGUCUUAAAAAGUUGGCUUAUGUUCGUCUUGAACUAAAAAACCCUUUAAACGGUAUAAAGUGUAUUCAGAAUCUGCUAAAAUCUUCUGAUUUAAGCAAGGAUCAAACACAUUUGCUGAAGACAAGCACAAUGUGUCAAGAACAACUAGCCAAGAUCAUUGAUGACACUGAUAUUGAGAGUAUUGAGGAAAGCUAUAUGGAAAUGAAUUCUUGUGAGUUCAAUCUUGGCGAAGUUGUUAAAGUGGUCAUUAAUCAAGUUAUGAUUCUAAGUCAGGAGCGCAAGGUUCAGGUCACAUGGGACUCACCUGUCGAAGUAUCACAGUUUUACCUGAUUGGUGAUAAUUUGAGGCUUCAACAAGUCCUUUCUGACUUUUUGAACACAGCUAUCCUCUUUACUCUUCCCUUUGAAGACUCCUCUGUGCAUUUCAGAGUAAUUCCAAGGAAGGAACGUAUAGGGAUGAAGAUGCACGUCAUGCAUCUUGAAUUUCGGUAAUCAUUCUCUUAUCACUCAGCUUUGGAUUUAUUGGUUAUCUUGCAUGCAAGUCAUUUUUCAAAAUGAAGUCUAUGGGCCUGUUUUAGAUUGUAAGGAACUAACUACUGCUAAUUAUCUCAGCGUAAUUCUAGCUACGUUGUCAAGGUUGUGAUUGUACUCCUUAAACUUCUUUUGCUGUUUUAUGGGAAAACAUGAUUUUUUUGAAGUAUUGUUUGUGCGGCUUAAAAUGUUUAAACAGAGGAAAUUGCAGAAAUUUGACUAAUACGAGUACUAAUGUGACAAGGUGGGGAAGUUCCACUCAUCAUUUCCUCGAAGUCAUUUUUGCUCUAAUGACAUCCGAAGAAAGCUACUCUGGAUGAAACAUAGGAGACCUUUAAGUGAACAUGUAAAUUCUCUUGAAUUGGAGGUGACAGAUGCAUAUAGCGUACCUGCAGACCAUGCUGAAGCUGAAAAAGGCUAAAGUUUUUUGACCUGGUGAAGCAGCAUGAAGAUGCCCUACUGCGCGUUAAUCUUUUAACUCUCUUGACGUAAUAUGGGAUUAUAAUAAUAAACAUAUUAAAUAGGGGCAAUCUGCCUCAAAUUUCUUUUCCCUGAUUGGUUAUAAUUUACCUAGAAGUAGCAGAUGCAGUGCUUGAUUAGGCUUUUAGCAGUUUUCACUGAUUUGUAGAGACUUCAAGUAUUGAAACUAUCUGGAAUGCUCCUUUUCUGUCUCCCUUUUCUGGAAUUAACAUUACAUAUAUUAUCAUAAUAUCCAACAUUUUCUUCUU
This is a messenger RNA of Lycium ferocissimum, 4499 nucleotides long. Its product is annotated as phytochrome C. Lineage: Eukaryota; Viridiplantae; Streptophyta; Magnoliopsida; Solanales; Solanaceae. Bases 574 to 3732 code for a protein of 1052 amino acids. Gene Ontology annotation, molecular function: phosphorelay sensor kinase activity; protein binding. The transcript has 3 exons. The record is from RefSeq and is a predicted model, not a curated record. Gene Ontology annotation, biological process: signal transduction; regulation of DNA-templated transcription; detection of visible light.